AUGAUGACCCAUGAGCAUCCGGAUAUUGAGAGAGGAGCUUCGAACUCCAAAGUCCCUCUCGCAAUGGCCAUAGACCAAUACAACAUCGAAGUGAUGGAAGUCCUCUUGAGCCCUAAUAGCGAGAUAUGGGUCAGUAUCGGCAACGUUUCCGCAGCAGUAAGAAGCGGGUCGUCGACCAUGUUAGGCCUGCUUCUUAACAAACUUGGUGACGAUAUCAUGAUCACAGAGGACAUCGUCGAAGCCGCAGCGGGGAGUCAUAAUGCAUCAGCUCUCAUAACUCUUCUUCUUGAAAAACGCGGCCACGAGUUUAAGAUCACAAAACAAAAAUUAAGAAUUGCGUUGGCCAACGAGUCUUUGAGCGAAGAGGUUAAUGCCUUACUUGAGGAUCGGCAUCGCCGCGACAUGAAUGUUGUUGAAGGCAGCGUUGCGCUUGCAUAG
Trichoderma aggressivum f. europaeum is the source of this 438-nucleotide messenger RNA. RefSeq lists its product as uncharacterized. The record is from RefSeq and is a predicted model, not a curated record. NCBI's taxonomy places the organism in Eukaryota, Fungi, Ascomycota, Sordariomycetes, Hypocreales, Hypocreaceae. The coding region runs from base 1 to 438 and encodes 145 amino acids. The transcript has a single exon.